Molecule: messenger RNA, 5736 nt
Organism: Nothobranchius furzeri (turquoise killifish)
Lineage: Eukaryota; Metazoa; Chordata; Actinopteri; Cyprinodontiformes; Nothobranchiidae
Source: RefSeq, a predicted model, not a curated record
CAAGGCAGUGGAGGGUUAAAGUGAGAGAGCCUACAUUGUUAUCCCGCUGCUGGACGUCACUAAACCUACUGUUAACGCUUCAUGAACGCAUUAUGUUUUUGUUAAGAUGUGACUCCAGCAGCACAUCUCUGUGAUGACUGAAAGAGAGCACAUGUAACGUGCGGUUAGCUUGGGUGACGUGAAGACACAAGGGCAUCGUUCUUAAUCUUCGGAUGAGAGUUUGUGUGUUGCGUCUGUGGAGCGGCACGGCGGAAGAACAAGUCCAGCCAGCUUCGGGUAGCUUCACGGCAGCGGAGGCGACAAACACCCAGCUAACAAGAUGAAAUUCACAGAACACCUAUCGGCUCACAUCACACCUGAGUGGAGAAAACAGUACAUCCAGUAUGAGAAUAACCCAACAUAGGAAAACGAAGCAGGAUGGCUCGGCCCAGCCCAGAUGCUUCAGCAGAACAAUUGAUCAGAUGACUUCAUUGUUUAACCAACACAAAGAAACCUGAGAAUGCAGGUCUGAUCAAGACAAACAAAAAGAAAAAUCCUGGCAUGAAAUGUGCUUUCAAGGAGAUGCUGUAUGCUGCUCAGGACCAAGCACCAUCUGUGGAAGUCACAGACGAGGACACGGUUAAGAGGUACUACGCCAAGUUUGAGGAGAGGUUUUUCCAGACGUGUGAAAAGGAGCUGGCCAAAAUCAACACCUUUUAUUCUGAGAAGCUGGCCGAGGCGCAGCGUCGAUUUGCCACCCUUCAGAAUGAGCUACAGUCGUCGCUGGACGCCCAGAGGGAGAGCUCGGCCAGUGGGCUCGGCCUCAGGAGGAGGAAGACUGUUUUUGCCCUUUCACAGAAGGAGAGAUGCAAACACAGAAACAUAAAGGACUUGCAGUUGGCCUUCUCAGAGUUCUACCUCAGCCUAAUUCUGCUUCAGAACUACCAGAACCUGAACUUCACAGGUUUCAGGAAGAUCCUGAAGAAGCAUGAUAAGAUUUUGGAAACGUCGAGGGGGGCCGACUGGAGGGUGGCCCACGUUGAAGUGGCUCCGUUUUAUACAUGCAAGAAGAUCACACAGAUCAUCUCUGAGACCGAGACUCUGGUCACGACAGAGCUGGAAGGAGGUGACAGGCAGAAGGCCAUGAAGAGGCUGAGGGUUCCUCCUCUUGGAGCAGCACAACCUGCUCCUGCUUGGACCACCUUCAGAGUUGGACUUUACUGUGGAGUGUUCCUGGUCCUACUAGUCACAGUGGUUAUUUCUGGAGCUGUGAUGAUUCGUAAUGACAAUAUCUGGCCUAUGGUCAGGAUCUACAGAGGAGGCUUCUUGAUUAUAGAAUUCCUCUUCCUGUUAGGGAUCAAUACAUACGGCUGGAGGCAGGCUGGAGUCAAUCAUGUACUCAUAUUUGAGCUCAAUCCCAGAAAUAAUCUAUCCCAUCAGCAUUUGUUUGAGAUUGCAGGCCUGCUGGGUGUGUUGUGGUGUGUCAGCCUGCUGUCCUGCCUGUUCCGUGACAACAUCCUGGUUCCGAUGCAGGCCAACCCUCUGGCCCUUUAUGGCUUCUUCCUCUUGUUUCUCAUCAACCCCUUCAAGACCUGUUACUACAAGUCACGCUUCUGGCUGCUCAAACUCCUGUUUCGUGUUGUGACCGCUCCAUUCCACCAUGUUGGAUUUGCAGACUUCUGGCUGGCUGACCAGCUCAACUCUCUGGUGGUGGUUCUGAUGGAUCUAGAGUACAUGAUCUGCUUCUACAGUUCAGAGUUGGACUGGACGGAGCACAGUGGACUUGUCCUGAACAUCAGAGAUAAAAGCCAGUGUAACACAUACUCCUACGGCGUCCGCGCAGUCAUCAAGUGUCUUCCUGCGUGGUUCCGAUUCGCCCAGUGUCUGCGACGUUAUCGCGACACUAAACGGGCCUUUCCUCACCUGGUUAAUGCUGGGAAGUACUCCACAUCCUUCUUUGUUGUCACCUUUUCUGCACUGUACAGCACACACAAAGAGAUCCACCCGGAGUCCCAAGUCUACUUUUAUUUGUACAUCAGCUGUUUGAUAAUCAGCUCAUGCUAUACACUGAUCUGGGAUCUGAAGAUGGACUGGGGCCUGUUUGAUCGUAAUGCAGGAGAAAACACCUUCCUGAGGGAGGAGAUUGUCUAUCCACAGAAGGCGUACUAUUACUGCGCCAUAGUGGAGGACGUGUUCUUACGCUUUGCCUGGAUUUUAACCAUAACCCUCACCACUCUCACUAAUUUCCAAGGCGUGUCAGACAUAUUGGCUACAGUUCUGGCUCCACUGGAGGUGUUCAGGCGUUUUGUGUGGAACUUCUUCCGUCUGGAGAACGAGCAUCUGAACAACUGUGGUGAGUUCAGGGCCGUUCGCGACAUCAGUGUGGCUCCGCUUAAUGCCGACGACCAGACCCUGCUGGAGCAGAUGAUGGACCAGGAGGAUGGAGUGAGAAACCGACAGGGAAAGAAGUCCUGGAAGAGGAGCUACAGUAUGAGUCUGCGUAGACCACGAUUGGCCUCACAGUCAAAGACACGUGACACCAAGGUUCUGAUUGAGGACACCGACGAUGAUUCCUGACAUCAGGCCACGCCCCUCGCCUGGGUCCAGAAUUUAUUCAAAGGAGGAAACUCUGGCCCCUAAACAAGAGAUCACCCAGCGAGUGGGCGUUGAACUACCAACCAAAAACAACUGAUGACUUUGUCGUUUUAUUUUAUUUUAUUCCUUCAAUGCACGAGCCGCUGCGUCCAUCCCGACGGAUUCUCACCUUUUAAACGGCGGGAGCCUCUCGGUGGCGGUUCUGCCUGCAGCGGUGGAUGAAAGCCUCUCUGCUCCUCCACAGACCCGGCCGCCAUCAGAGCGCGAAACAAGACGAGACGUUCCCGAGCCUUUUCAGUGCCAGAACUCUCACACUGGAGUUCCUCAUCAUUCCCACCCGCCCAGCAUCCCAACAGUGGAAAAGAGACAAAUAAGAAUCAGGAAAUUGGAACAUCCGUGUUUCAUUUAACAAACUAUGAACCAGUUUUCACAGCUCACGUUUCCCCUCUCCUCCUGUUGCUCUCCAUCGUGGAGACGGCAGGCUAAAAACAUCUGGCAAAGCCAGCCAAUCAUCACCCCCACCCCUCGGCCAAUGCAUCACAGAGCUGCCUUUUUACACCCUACAUACGCUCAAAACACGCAAAACACACUUUGUAGGAAAAGUUGAUUGGAAUUGCUGCUGUGUAAACACACACACACACAUUUGUUUUAUGGGUUCUGUAAGACUUUAAUCGUUUUCUCCUACAGGUGUAAAGAUACAUAAACUGUUUGUAAAUAAUCAAAACAAACUGAAUUGGUCCAAAAAGCAGCAACGCUGAGAGUUUGGUGCAGCAUCUGGAAUGACUGUUCACGCGUGGAGCUCAGGUGGAACUGCUGCUUCGCUGUCACUCCCUCACCCUGCGGGACAGAUGGGCACAUCUGGGAGACGUGCGGCUGAAUGGGAGGGAUGUGGGUCAGGAUACAUCCCCUCCAAGGACAGACGCGUUCAGCAGGAAGGAGACUUCUUGUUCUGUGGAUCCUGAUGUCGGAGUUGAUGGUGAUGAAUGGAGGAGGUCACCCGUCUGCCCCCCGGCGGUUAAAGUCUGAGGAGUCUGACUCUGUUCAGGAAACAGAAUCAGACUUAAGGAUCAUCCCUCAGUGGUCGUCAGCUUUAUUCAGACUCAUCCCGGUACCUGAAGCUCGCGGGGUCACCGUUUUGUAAUCUAAUUAUUUUCCUUCUCUUUGAUUGGUUCAGAGGUUUUGUUGUUGUUUAUUUACCAGCUUUAAUCUGUGGACCGACAGCAUGUUUGAUCCGAGGCCCGGCUUCGGUUCUGUUGGCUCAGGUUGUUGUUUGUGAGUCUACAGUGAGCACCAGUCUGGUUUUACUGUUAUUUAUUACAGACGGGUGUGAUGGUAAACACUGGUCUUAAAGGAGCUCUGCAGACGUCUUAACGUUUUAGUUUUUGGUUGUGUUUGAUGGAUCGUCGGUCGGCUUUUGGAGGAUCCUGCACUGAUUGUUCUGGACUCUUGGAGCCGCGGUUCCGGUCCUUGUUUCUUCUCUUCGAUGCUCAGACUCACAGAAACGCUUCAAACCUCCGACCCAGUCCCGUUUCUCUUGUUUUUCACUUAAACACUUACUUUAAACCUGAAAGUCCUCAGAUUCUCUCCUUCAUUUUGAUUGUUUUUAUUAUUUUUAACAUUACUGAUCUAAAUUUUGAGCUUAUUGUUACGUCACAUGUCCUGUUGGUUAAAAUCCAGGAAAUCAGGCGAAAUGUUUUCCUGAAGAAGAGCUCAGGUAUGAUGUGAUGCAGUCGUCAUGCGAGCUGAGGCAGAAGAUGAAGGAUUAGAUGUUUUCUAGAGCCAUCAGCUGUUUGAGGCUCUAAUGUCCUUUAAGGUGGAUUUAAUGAGAACUUGUGAUUUGUUUCCUCUUUGAUAAAAACAGGUGUGUGUGUGUUGGUGUCGUGCAGCUAGUUGGUUCUGUAGGAGGGUGGUCGCCAGUGUGCAGGAAGUUUAAGGUAAUAACUUAUGUAUUUAUUUAAAUAGGAGCUAUAGACCAAAAGAAGUCACGCGUGAAACGUUGACGUUUUAAAGCGAAAGCCUUUAGAUCUGGUGUCGGGUCUAAGAGAACGUUGCACCGUUCCUGCUAGAGGAGUAAAAACCGCGUGUGAGGGUUUGUGGCGGGAAUCGGGACGAAGCAUUCUGAAGGCACAGUUAGUCUGAUGACCCACGGGGUCAAAGGUCAGGGCCUUCUCAAACCUCCAUCCAAAGGAGCCUGUCUGGACCGUUUUAGUCAGCAUCCUCAGGUUUCAUGUUGAUUAUGAAAAAGCCAUUUUUGCAUUAGGAGCAAUAUUCAUCUCCGAUUGUAACGUGGGCAUCAGAUGUGGGACGUGUGUGAACUCAGGACAGCGUGACCAAAUGUGCACCUUAGUCUGCUGAGAAACAUGCUGCCUGUCAGCUGCUCAUCCCUUUUGAGUGUGUACGUGUGUGUGAUGAGGAUGUUUGUCUCGGCGAGUUCGCGCUAGUAAAGGUCGGGACAGUCACGACAUUCCACGUGACAGCGGAGAGCGCCCAGGUGAAGACGGGGCAGACGGGUGAAAUCCUUCAGGUGUCCAGAACCACCACGCACAGCUGGGAUGAGUCUGGCCGCAUCAGACUCCCCUCCUCUUCGUAAUAAAACACGCUUGUGACACGCAGGAGAUUGUGUCUGGUUCUGAGACCCGGUGGAACCAAAUGGACCAAACCAGAGACGGAUGAAGCGUCCCCUCGGCAGAUUUGGACCAACGUAACUGAACUUAAAUUCACGAGCCAGACGUUUUCGUUUAAAGGGACUUUUGAUGAUCACUGGCUUGUAAUAAUCAGCAUUUCUGUAUUCAUGUUUAAUAAAAACGAUGUGAAGCAGAUCCAGUUUUACAUCUCAGAGGUGAGGAAGGAGAACUGAUGACGCUUAAAUUUUAUGUUUGCAAACUCCUAAACUAACCCAGAUAACAGUUGGCCUUCCCCGGUUAUCCACCUGCUCUCGGCGCCAAAGCUACAGAGUUCUGAUCCAGCGGCAGCCUCGCCAGGAACUCCUGAUUCUACGUAUCUACGGUCAACAUUGGUGACUCAAGCGGACCAACAGCAUUAUGUAACCAGUGACUGUGCUAUGGUUGUUGUCUUGUAUGUACGGCAGCAGUGUGAUGCUACACCGGUGCCUGGCUCAUCGACCCGUUUAGGGUUUGUAGUAAAAGAAAUUCUGUUUCUAAA